AUGUCGUCACUCGAGCAGUCCAUGAUGGAGCUCGAACAUAUGAGCGACUGUAUGAUGCGACCACGGUUCCCGUUUGGGGUGCGUCGAGAGAUGCUCGCCACUCCAACUCCAAAGCACGUCAUGUACACCGGGAAGUCGACGGACGAUGACGACUUCUUCGUCGACCUGUCUGUGGUGGCAUACAAGUAA
Messenger RNA from Peronospora matthiolae, 189 nucleotides. The record is from the annotation of a GenBank genome assembly. Lineage: Eukaryota; Oomycota; Peronosporomycetes; Peronosporales; Peronosporaceae.